AUGACCUCACUGAGCCCAAGAGGCUCCCAGGAAGGCUCCUGGCCCGGGUGUCUCCUGCGCCUCACGGUGCGGCACAGGAGCGGCUCAGAGGGCGGGGAAGUAGGUGCCCACGCCCUGCCCGGUCCCACUGCCCGAGGCGCGCGGCUCGCGGUCAAGGCACCUGCCAGCCCCCGCCUUCCUCCCCUCCAGCGCCGCCUCGGGAGUGGGGGCGAGCAGGCGGCCUCCCCGCCCGGGGCCGAGAGGACGCGCUGGGGCUGGGGCCGCCUGCCGGGCGCCCGGCGGGGCAGCGCGGGCCCGGCCAAGAGGUGCCCCUUCUCGCUGGAGCUGGCGGAGGGCGGCCCGGCGGACGGCGCGCUCUAUGCACCGAUCGCGCCGCCCGGCGCCCCGGGGCCCGCGCCCCCCGCGCCCCCCGCCGCGCCCCCCGCGUCCCCCGCCGCCGAGCUCGGCCCGCGGCCGCGCGUGAGCCUGGACCCGCGCGUCUCCAUCUACAGCGCGCGCCGCCCGCUGCUGGCGCGCACCCACGUCCAGGGCCGCGUCUACAACUUCCUCGAGCGCCCCACCGGCUGGAAGUGCUUCGUCUACCACUUCGCCGUGUGA
Messenger RNA from Propithecus coquereli (Coquerel's sifaka), 597 nucleotides. Its product is annotated as potassium voltage-gated channel subfamily KQT member 1-like. The record is from RefSeq and is a predicted model, not a curated record. The transcript is spliced from 4 exons. NCBI's taxonomy places the organism in Eukaryota, Metazoa, Chordata, Mammalia, Primates, Indriidae. Bases 1 to 597 code for a protein of 198 amino acids.